Myripristis murdjan (pinecone soldierfish) is the source of this 1408-nucleotide messenger RNA. RefSeq names its product synthesis of cytochrome C oxidase 1 (gene sco1). NCBI's taxonomy places the organism in Eukaryota, Metazoa, Chordata, Actinopteri, Holocentriformes, Holocentridae. The record is from RefSeq and is a predicted model, not a curated record. Bases 86 to 952 code for a protein of 288 amino acids. The transcript has 7 exons. Gene Ontology annotation, biological process: mitochondrial respiratory chain complex IV assembly.
GGACGCUGGAGGCUGAUGUUAUGUAUUUCCCUGUCACCGCUCACGUUUUGUAAACCUGUCAUCACUUCCUUGUCGGGCUCCAAACAUGAACCCGAGCGUUUUAUACCAGAAACUGGGCUGCCGGUUGUUUAGUUGCAACGUUAAUAUCUUACAAAAAUGCACUUUGGCCCAGACUGUCAGAUACACACACAGCGGUGGAGCGGCACACACAGACCUCAGACACAGGCUGGUGGGGCUGAGCUGCUGUUCCAGCCGCUCCAGAGCCUUUUCCUCCCUGCCUCCUCCCUAUUCACCUGGAGACAAGUCCAAAAAAUCAGGUCCCGUGACGUGGAAAUCGUUAGCGGUGACGUUCGCUCUGGGUGGCACUCUCCUCGGAGGGAUGAAAUACUUCAAGAAAGAAAAGGAGGAAUUGAUUGAGAAGGAGAGGAACAAGUCGAUCGGACGGCCGGCGCUCGGCGGGCCUUUCAGCCUCAUCGAUCACAACAACAAACCCAGCAAGAGCGAGGACUUCUUCGGCCAGUGGAUCCUCAUCUACUUUGGAUUUACACACUGCCCCGACAUCUGUCCGGAUGAAAUAGAGAAGAUGAUUGAAGUGGUGGAUGAAAUAGACAAAAUCAAGUCUCUUCCGAAUCUGACGCCCAUCCUCAUCACCAUCGACCCUGACCGGGACACGGCCGAGGCCAUGGCUACGUAUGUGAAAGAGUUUUCCCCGAAGCUGAUUGGCCUGACGGGGACAGUGGCUCAGAUCGAGCAGGUUUCCCGAGCCUACAGAGUUUACUACAGUCAGGGGCCGAAGGAUGAAGACAACGACUACAUUGUCGAUCACACCAUCAUCAUGUACCUGGUGGGCCCCGACGGAGAAUUCGUGGAGUAUUUUGGACAGAACAAAAGAAGCGGCGAGAUCAUCGGUUCGAUCGCGUCACACAUGAGAAAGUACAAGAAGGCGAAGUGAAGGACUGACAGAGAGAGGCCUGUUUUUUUUUUUUUAAGGUGCCUCCUGUGUGAUUUUUUUGACUUCAGGAGCCUCUCAGUGAACUCGAAUCAUCACUCCCAACUCACGAUGUCGCCGUCAUGUAUUUAUUUUUAAAUUCACCGCCGUGUGCAGAACAACAUUCCCCUCUGUAUUGAUCACAGGUCAGAAGUCAUUUUCCGUUUCACACUGCUGCUGCUGCUGCUGCUGCUGCAUUCACAUCCGAUCAGAAUCAUGGCAGGUGCAAACCUCCCUCUGGAAAAUAUAAUUUACCUCAACUGUUGAAUGGUAAAUGCUUCAUGUUUUUUUUUUUUUUUUUUUUUCACUGGACUCUGGUUUCUUUGACUUCCUGAAUUCUGAUGCCUUCAGCGAGGGGAAAUCCUGCUGUCCGGUGCAGGGAAGUCCACGUUCGUUUCAAAUAAAACCAUCAAAAAUGAA